Messenger RNA from Diabrotica virgifera virgifera (western corn rootworm), 4323 nucleotides. Its product is annotated as zinc finger protein OZF-like. Gene Ontology annotation, biological process: regulation of transcription by RNA polymerase II. The coding region runs from base 438 to 1811 and encodes 457 amino acids. The transcript has 3 exons. The record is from RefSeq and is a predicted model, not a curated record. Gene Ontology annotation, cellular component: nucleus. Gene Ontology annotation, molecular function: DNA-binding transcription factor activity, RNA polymerase II-specific; RNA polymerase II cis-regulatory region sequence-specific DNA binding. NCBI's taxonomy places the organism in Eukaryota, Metazoa, Arthropoda, Insecta, Coleoptera, Chrysomelidae.
UUCGAACAACCGGCCCUAAACAUAUCAAACUUUUUUAUUUGUUGCGUACAUAAUCUCAUAAUUUUAAUGUUUUCAGCAACCCAAUAAAAGUUGACAUUGACAGCUUUGGUGACAGUAAUUAAAUAUUUGAUAGUGAUCAAGUGAUCGAUUAGCGUUCGAACAACCGGCCCUAAACAUAUCAAACUUUUUUAUUUGUUGCGUACAUUUUAGCGUGUACCUAGACACAUGACACAACGUGUUUGGAAUACUUUUUUUGACGUUUUGACGUCACGACUAUCACAUCACGGUCCCACAAUAACAGUUGUCACAGUAUUAAAAACAAAGUAUAUUUUUUAUUAUUUUUAUUUUAUCGUGAACCAGGAACAGUGUGCAGGUUGUUAUUUGAAAUGAAUUUUGAAGAAUAUUUUUAUUCAGUUUUUAAGUAUUAGGGAUGGAAGAUGGAAUGUAAAGUUGAAGAGUAUGACCAAAACGAUAUAGAAUUUUCCACCUCGGUAGAUCUGGAUGAUUUGAAAAAUGAACCAGAGGAAGAUUACCCAGUUUCUUUAUUAGCGAUGGAAUGUAAAGUUGAAAUUAAGAAAGAAGUUAAAGAGGAUUACCAAAAUGAUUUAGAGCUAUCCACCUCAGUAGAUAUGGAUGAUUUGAAAAAUGAACCAGGGGAAGAUUACCCAGGUUGCUUCCAGGAGAAGAACACAAUGAAAAUCAUGAAAACAACUGAACCUUCAUCUUCUAAAGAAACAUGUAGCAGUGGAAACACUGGAGAAACGACAUUAAAUAAUAUAAAUAUGAAACUUCAGACUGGCCAAGGAUCCUACAUAUGUGAUAUUUGUUUAAAACAGUUUUCCCAAAAACCCUAUUUAAAAAAACAUUUGAAGACACACAGUGGAGAAAGGCCUUAUAAAUGUGAAAUUUGUUUUAAACAAUUUACACAGGCAAAUAAUUUGAAAACACAUUUGACAGUGCACACUGGGGAAAAGCCUUAUAAGUGUGAAAUUUGUUUUAAACAGUUUUCCCAACUAAGUGGUAUGAAAACACAUUUGAAAUCGCAUACUAAAGAAAAACCUUACAAGUGCGAAAUUUGUUUUACCCAGUUUACUGCAGCAUGUAGUUUAAGAAGACAUAUGAUAAUGCACACUAGAGAAAAACCUUACAAGUGUACAAUUUGUUAUAAGCAGUUUGACAAGGCACACAUAUUGAAACAACAUUCAAGUACAUGUAAUUACACCUUACUCACUUACAAGUGCGAAAUUUGUUUCGAACAGUUUAAUCGAGCAAGUAACUUGAAAACACAUAUGGAAUUACACACUGAAGAAGUUCCUUUAAAGUGUGAAACUUGUGUGAACGGCUUUGCUAGUCUAUGCGAUUUAAGAAGUCAUUUGAGAACACAUCCAGGAGAAAAACCGUACAAGUGUGAAAUUUGUUUUAAGCAGUUUACUCAGAAAGGUCAUUUCUAUUAUCACAUGAGGGUUCACACAGGGGAAAAACCUUAUAAGUGUGAAAUUUGCUUUAAGAAGUUCAGAGCAAUAAGUAUCUUGAAUAGGCACGUGAGAGUGCACAUUGGAGAAAAACCUCACAAGUGUGAAAUUUGUUCUAAGCAAUUUAUUCUUGAAGGUAAUUUAAAAACUCAUUUGAGAGUACACACUGGAGAAAAACCACACCAGUGUGAAAUUUGUUUGAAGAGGUUUACCGAACGAUCUACUUUGAAAUCACAUUUGAGAACACAUACAGGAGAAAAACCUUACAAGUGUGACGUUUGUUUUAAGCAGUUUGCUCAAACAAGUACUUUGAAAAAACAUAUGAACUGCGCACACUGAAGCAAGUGCUAAAAUUGAAGACCUUGAUGCAAGAACCAGGCAACUCCAUUUUUAACUGAAAUUGAGUUAUUGCAUUCAGCAUAUAAAAUUUGAAGUUGCGCAUAUUUUGGUACAAGAAUCUGGCAAAUCCAACGAAUCUUCAUUAAGUUAGCAUAACAAAGGGCUUAUCUGAUCAACCAUUACGGUGCAAGAAUCAGGCAAGUCCAGGAGUUAUGAUCGCUUGUAAUUGAAGAUGUUGGAGUGGGGAUAACGCUCACUGGUCCGGUGGUAGAGUGUUAUUGGUGUUUAGGUGUUUUGUUUUCAAUUUUGAGAUUAAGAACACGUGAAUUUCGUGUUUAGUACAAUACGUUUUAUCUUCAAAGAGAAGAAGUGUGAACAAAACGGAGAUCCACUAUACGAUGAAAUUAUACUGGAUCAAACGGAUACCAGAGAAACAACCCCCCCCCCCUUCAGUAGCUGAAAUGCAAGAAGCAGUUACCAGACUGAAAAACAACAAUUCACCUGGAUUGGACAACAUUAGCGCAGAAUUAAUAAAAGAAGGCGGAGACUUCCUAUUGAAUGCGAUACACGAACUUAUAGUGAACAUACGGAAUAAUAAACAACUGCCACAAGACUGGAAUACCGGAGUAAUCAUUCCACUACAUAAAAAGGGAGAUCAGCUUCAAUGUAACAACUACCGGGCAAUAACUCUACUGACUGUGGCAUAUAAAAUACUGUCAAAUAUUGUGUAUGAGCGAUUGAUACCAUAUGCGGAACAAAUAGUUGGGGGAUAUCAAUGUGGUUUCUGCAGGCAGAAGUCCACAAUAGAUCAGAUCUUCGUUUUGAGACAAAUCUUGGAAAAGACUAGUGAAUUUAAUAUAGAAACACAUCAUCUCUUCAUUGACUUUGAGAGUACCUAUGAUAGUAUCCAUCGAGAAUUUCUGAUCAACGCCCUGAAAGAGUUUAAUAUUCCAACUCAUCUCAUUGAUAUAGUAAAAGAAACGCUUAAAAUACAAAGCAGGGUUCGAAUUCAAAACGCACUAACAGAUACAAUCCAUGUUAGAACGGGCCUACGACAGGGAGAUGCCCUAUCCUGUAUUCUAUUCAACAUUAGAGAAAAUAAUUAGAGAGUCAAAAGUCAACACCAGAGGAACAAUAAUAACAAAAAGUGUACAAAUAUUGGCAUUUGCAGAUGAUGUUGAUAUCAUAGCUAGAAGCAAAAGAGAAAUGAUAGAAGCAUUUAAUGCUAUAGAAAGAGCGGCACAAAACAGUGGCCUAAAUAUUAAUGAAAUAAAAACCAAAUACAUGAAGGCCAGCAGAUCGACAGGCCAAAGAAAACUAACAGAUUCUGACAAUAGGAGACUAUAACAUCGAAAGCGUAAAAAAUUUUACAUAUCUAGGUUCACUAGUUACCGCAGAUAACAAUGUCAGCGAAGAAGUUAAGAGAAGAAUACAUAUUUCUAAUAAAACAUAUAAUGGACUCAUUAAACAUCUAAGAUCUAACAACAUCACGACAAAAACCAAAUGCAAAAUAUACAAAACCCUGAUAAAACCGGUCCUUAUAUAUGGAUCAGAGACAUGGACACUGACGAAAAGUGAUUAGAACUUAUUAGGUACGUUUGAACGAAAAAUCCUUAGACACAUAUAUUAAGGUUGUGAAAGAAAAUGACGUAUGGCGCAAAAGAUAUAAUUUUGAACUAUACGCAGCAUACAACGAACCCGACGUCAUACCAUCCAUAAAGAUCGGACGUCUGCGCUGGAUGGGCCAUGUUGAACGAAUGUUGGAGACCGAAACACCAAAACACAUAAUGAAGCAAACACCAGUAUGGAGAAGGUCAAAGGGAAGACCCAAACUUAGAUACAUGGAACAAGAUCUGAAAACACUUAAGAUUACCCACUGGAAGAACAAAUCAAGGAACAGAACAGAAUGGCGGAAAAUCCUAGAACAAGCCAGGACCCAAAAAGGGUUGUCGAGCUACUGAUGAUGAUGAUGACAAUACGUUUUAUAAUAUCGUCGGAGUCGGAAAUCGAGAGCCAUCCUCUUCAAUAUUCGGGCAGUAAAUAUGUUCCGAAUGAUUUGGAUCAACCUAGUACAAGUUAUGCACCGAAUAGAAGUAAAAUUAAAACAAAAGAAGCGAUUUCGCAGAAACAAGAAACGAAAAUGGGCGGCAAAAGAAAUGUAAGGAAAUAGUUAAGAGCCUGUGGAAAGAAGCAUCUUAAUUAAGUUAAAAAGGUUGUACCGAAAAGAACAGUGGGAACACGAUGUAUUUGCCGACUUAAAUGUUUUGAUAAAAUUGAUGAAACACUAACAAUGUCUAUUCUCUCCUCUUUUAACGAAUUAGUAAAUAGAGAGAAGCACAUUUUCACAACAGUUUUUUUUACAACAGUUUUAUGAAACAAAAAGGAGAUAUAAUAAUCUCCAUGCAUAAUAAUAAAGCAAUACUCAAAGCCCUUGGAUACACACCCUAAAAAAAUGAGGGAUUAUUAUAUUUUCAUUUACGUAUUUCAUUUGUAAUAAAAAAUAUAAAAGCAA